UAGUAUUGAUGUACGGAAAUCAAACUCUUACGUCUUCCUAAGAUAAAGAUAACUUCAUGUUGUGUCAUUAAUUUCUGAGACUGAGGUUAAGUCUCAGACCUGAGCAGCUGGCCAGCAGCAAUGGGGGAGAAGAAAGUUGUGACAAUGGUGUUGAAGGUUGAUCUUCAGUGUGAGAAGUGCUACAGGAAAGUGAAGAAAGUGCUUUGUAGUUUCCCUCAAAUACAAGACCAGGUGUAUGACGAGAAGCAGAACACAGUGACGAUCAAAGUGGUGUGUUGCAGUCCUGAGAAGAUCAAGCAAAAGUUAUGCUGCAAAGGUAUUAAAUUUUAUUGUCCACCGCCACCACCACGGACACCGCCACCGCCACCGCCACCUCCACCCCCAGUGUGUUGCGGGAAAUGCCAAACCCCACCCCCAGUGUGUUGCGGGAAAUGCCAACCCCCACCCCCAGUGUGUUGCGGGAAAUGCUACCUGGAGAUAGUGUGUUGCAGCGUAUGCUACCAUGAACCGCUGAUAUGCUAUGGUGGAUACUACGGGAGACCGGUUUAUGAUAGCUGGGGUGGUGGCAGUGGCGGUGGAUGCCGAAUAAUGUGAAAAUUAAUGGAGGUUAAUUGCAUGCAUCAUUUGUCGCUGUGUUGAAGAUAUAGCUCACUUGUGAUGGUGGGCAUUUGGGUGGCCUAUGGUUUGGUUCUUAGUACAAAAUUAUUGUACAAGAGAAUAA
Mangifera indica (mango) is the source of this 721-nucleotide messenger RNA. RefSeq names its product protein PYRICULARIA ORYZAE RESISTANCE 21-like. Bases 121 to 594 code for a protein of 157 amino acids. NCBI's taxonomy places the organism in Eukaryota, Viridiplantae, Streptophyta, Magnoliopsida, Sapindales, Anacardiaceae. The transcript has 3 exons. The record is from RefSeq and is a predicted model, not a curated record. Gene Ontology annotation, molecular function: metal ion binding.